AUGAGCGGCUACUGCGCCUCCUGCCACACCUCGAACUCGCUCGAGUACUCGCCCGAGACUGGCGUCCUCGCAUGCACCGUCUGCGGCACCGUUUCAUCCUCGUCCGCCUCCCAGUCUUUCGAGUUUCUCGCGCGCGUCGAUGAAGAGGACGAAUUCCAGAAUGGCAGGACGUAUAUCGGGAGUGGAGCUUUGGCGGGCGAGUUUGGAGGAGUUGGAGCGAUGCAGGUGAGGAGGCAGGGAGGCAAGAGCGGUGCUUGGGCGAGGGCAGCGGGAGAGGGGGCUAAGAACACGCAUGACAAGAAGCAGACUGACGCGACCAAGUACAUUCGCCGCAUCCUCAACCGCUUCGAGCUGUACAACACGCUGCACAUGCGCGUCGAGUACUUCUUUCGUCUCGCGAAGGAGAAGGUCAAGUUCCGCUGGGGCAGGAGGGCCGAGAUCUUCGCAGCGGCGUGCGUCUACGCGGCGGCAGUAGAGGCUGGCAAGGACCUCUCACUCUUCGACCUGAUGGACGCCAUCGACGCGCAGGACAUCUUCGCCCUCACCCGCGCCAUCCGCAUCCUCAAGCUCGAGCUUCACCUCAGCUUCGAGGAGAACGACCCCGCGAUGUACAUCGAGGUGAUCCUCGCCUACCUCAAGAACACCUUCUCAACCUCCGCCACGCCCGCCGUCGGCACCUCCGCCGCAGCCGGCAAAGUCCCGCUGCACUCGCAGCACAAUCCGACGAAGAAGUUCUUCAGCGACAACAACGUCAAGUGGCUGCGUGGCAUCUCUCUCCCGGCCGUGCGCGCGCUGGCGACGGGUGUCCUCGAGUUCACGAAGGAAGCCGCCUUCCUGCGCGGUCGCCAGCCCAACAUCGUCGCAGCCGCCGUCAUCUUUGUUGCUCUCGAAGGCACCGCCCGCCGCAUCAUGCCGAUUGUCCAAGAGUUCGCCGACGAGCUCGGCUGGAGUCUCGGUGUGCGCCCCAUCACCAUCGUCGAGCGCUACCGCGAGAUCAACAAAGCCCUCGCCGAGUACGCGCCGCAGCUGCCGUGGCUCGCGGGAGAGGAGUUCUUGACGCCCGAGGAGAUCGAGGCGCUGCGCGGGCGGAAGAAGGCGCAGGGUCGCAAGGCGCUGAAGAAGGAACUCGUCGCCUACACGAGCGACAUUGUCGACUGGCGCAAGGCGAUCGAUGCGAAGCGUGCCGCCGAGCGUCGCGAGCAGGAGGCGAAGGAGGCGAAGGAGCGCAUGGAGUCGCCGGGAGAGGAGGCGUACCACUCGGAGGGAACGCCUGAUCCGGGAGGCGGAGCGAACGACGAGGAUGGCGACAACGAGCGCGAAGCCGACGCCGGCAACGACGCCGCCUACUUCCUCGAUCCCGUUCUUCACCCCGACACGGCUGCCGCCGCCGCACUCUACUUUCGCGACCCCUCAGCUCCGCCCGACGCUCUCGCUCGUGACGCUUCCGUCAAACCGCAGAAGGACCAGAAGCCGAAGAAGCCGUCGCCUCCGGCGCCUCCUGCUGCCGUUGAUGCUCGCCCUCCCGGCAUGAAGCGUCCUCGCGAGCCUGUCACCGUCAAGCGUCCGACGAAGCGACAAAAGGCGAUCGCUGCCGCGGCCGAGAGUCUCGCCAGCGGUGGAUCAUCUUCCACGUCAGCCGGCAAGUCCGCUUCGACCAGCGCCUUCGUCCCUCACGACCCGCAGCAUGUCCAGAUUCGCCAGCUCCUUCUCGCUGGCCACGCUCCCGAGGCUAUCGACGCUCACUUCGGUGCCAAGCCCGACGAGUACUCGAAGCAGAUCUCGACGCCGUUCGGGCCGUCGACUCGCCUUCAGCGGUUGCUGUGGAGGAAGCGGGCGGAGGACAUUGUUGAGGACGACGAGCUGUUCGACCCGGAUGAGCUCGACUUGUACAUCCGCACCCAGGCCGACGUCGACGAGCUCCUCAAGCACCCGGACAUCAAGCAGAUGCUCAUCGACGCCGAGGAGGUCGAGCGUUUGCAAGAGGGCAGGCGUCCUCGCAAGAAGCGCCCGAGGAAGCUCCGCACGAGGAUCUUUCCGACGCUGCACCUCACGAUGCCCGUCAGCGGCGUCCCCGAAGCGGAGGCGAAGGUGGCGGGCUGGACGCCGGGAGCUACGUACGGGGACGAUCCUGUCGACGAUGCGGCUGGAGCUGGAGCGGGCGCGAGCGGUACGACCGGUCGCCGCCGUACCGGUGCCGCCGGUACUUUCCCUGCGCGCCCUCGCAAAACCAAGGUCACGGCCGAGCUGAAGGCCAAGUUCGACGCGUACCUCGCCAUGGACGACGAGGACGAGGGAGGCGCGGGCGGCGCGGACGCCUGGCUUGACUUGGCCGUCGACGCAGCUCGUGACGAGGGCGAGGACGUCGCUUCCGACGACGAAGAAGAGGACGAGGAGGCGAAUGAAGGCCGGGACGAGGGCGAGGAAGGGGCGGAGGACUGGCGGAAGGAGCUCGGCUACGGGGUGGACGGAGUCGAGGACGAGGAGGAGUGA
Rhodotorula toruloides NP11 is the source of this 2490-nucleotide messenger RNA. RefSeq names its product transcription factor TFIIB. Gene Ontology annotation, cellular component: nucleus; transcription preinitiation complex; transcription factor TFIIIB complex. Gene Ontology annotation, molecular function: TBP-class protein binding; RNA polymerase III type 3 promoter sequence-specific DNA binding; RNA polymerase III general transcription initiation factor activity. Bases 1 to 2490 code for a protein of 829 amino acids. Gene Ontology annotation, biological process: DNA-templated transcription initiation; transcription preinitiation complex assembly; transcription by RNA polymerase III. NCBI's taxonomy places the organism in Eukaryota, Fungi, Basidiomycota, Microbotryomycetes, Sporidiobolales, Sporidiobolaceae. The record is from RefSeq and is a predicted model, not a curated record. The transcript has 3 exons.